AACGCUUUUCUCUGAUCAAUAGAUGCCAGUGACAACCGUUCAUGUGUGUUUCGGUUUCAAUAUGAUUUGAAGAUCUUGUUCUCUAAACAGAAAUGCAUAAAUUAUGCGUCACUAAACCCAUAACAAAAAGGAACGGAUGGUGUUGGUACAUUGGAGUUGUAUUAAUCAGUUUUUUGAAGCAUAAACAUUUAUUUGUCAAUGGCGUAUAUGGUGAUUGAGGAAGGGCACUGUAUGGUUUCACUAACAUUAACGGAUGAACUGUGGAACUACAAGUUCAGCCUGUUGGAAAAUCAUUUUUUCAGUCACAGUGUUACGUCUGAAGAAAGCUACAUCCAAAGUUUUUUAAUUUUACCUUCAUAUUAGCCAUCAUGGCCUUAUGCAGACUAGAUUAGGUGUUGUUUGAGGUGUUUUGAAUGAGUGAAGAGGGGCAGCAGAGCCCUGCAGUGGAAGGGCUGAGGGGCAAACACGGUGCAAAUAUUAAAGGAUCACCAUCUGGACGUGACGGGGAACUUCUGCCAACUAUGGGUGCAGCAAUUGGACCGUUGCUGCUUUGGCUACAGGACGUGGCAGCGGUGACUCUCCUAAGGGCUCGCAGGACUCUCCUAAGAGCUGCCAUCCUGUUAUGUGUGCUGGUACUUCUCCUCUGGAUCUCCAUCUUCCUGUAUGGAAGCUUCUACUAUUCCUACAUGCCAAACGUCAGUUUUGCCGCACCGGUACACUUUUACUACAGAACCGACUGUGAUCCAUCAGAUUCAAACCUCUGUUCUUUUCCCACGGCUAACAUAUCGCUGUUAAAGAACGGCAGAGACCAGGUGAUGAUGUCUAAUCAAGCUUAUAGGAUCUCUCUAGAGCUAGAAAUGCCCGAAUCACCUGUUAAUGAACAACUUGGAAUGUUCAUGGUCAAAAUGACCUGUUAUGCCAGAGAUUGGACAGUCAUCACCUCUGUGGUCCGCUCAACGAUGCUGCACUACCGUUCGAAUCUGCUGCAGACCAUGAGCACGCUGUUCUUCUCCCCUCUUUUGCUCACAGGCAUGUCAGAGCAAAAACAGCUCAUUGAGGUGGAGCUCUAUCCAGACUUCAAAUCGAACACAUACCAGCCUGCCAUUGGUGCAAUGAUUGAGAUUCAGUCCCGCAGGGUCCAGAUUUACUCUGCCCAGCUCAGAAUCCAUGCCUACUUCACUGGCAUAAGAUACCUCCUGCAUAAUUUUCCUGUGGCAUCAGCAAUUGUUGGAGUGGCCAACAACUUCACUAUCCUCUGUGUAAUUGUGCUCUUUGGGUACCUGCAGUUUAUUUGGGGAGGACUUUAUCCCCCAGAGCAGGUCAGAGUGAGGGUAAUGAUGGGAGACUCUACACGUCUUCAGCAGAGAAGAGAAGAGGCGCGUAAACGCUUGCACUCUUCCUCCAGCACGCCCAACAUGACGUAUGAGAGAGACCGCAGUCUCACGGCUGACCCACCACAGCAAGCCGAACAAGCUGGAAGCAUUCGGAAGAAAGGUGAGCUGAACACUCCUACUGUGAUUGGUACAGAUGAUUUGAAUCACUUGCAGAAUGAUGAAGCUGCAGAUGAGAGUCCUAUUUUCCUCAAUGCUCCUCAUAUUUUAGAGACCAGUAUAAGUGAGGAAGACCCAGAUGAAGCGCAAAGGGCAGCAGGAGUGCCAAAUGAGACUCAAGAAGAAGAGACAGCCGAGACACAAUCCUCAGACACCUGCCUUAAGCAAAGGCAUGGGCCCUGGAUGAGAUUGUGAGAAACUAAGUUCUGAAGCGACCACAUACGCACAUGCAUUCUGUUACAAUAGAGGCGCCUCAUACCACUUAUAGCUAACACAUUCACUGCCUGAAGUGACUGCAAUAUAUUGAGACAUUCCUGUUGCAACGCAGCAUGUAUUACCAUAAGAACCGGUGCACAAAGUUACAUUUGGAAACCAGUUUACCUCAUGAAGCUGAUGUAAAGCUCAAAAGUAGAAUUUCCUGCUUUGCUGCUGUUGUGUACUUCUGUACUUCAAAGUUAUCUAGACUAGAGUACAGCUGAAUUCAUUUGUUUCACUUUUGUCUCAGUUUACUUAAACACAGGACUUUUUAUACAGAAUUCAAUGCUUUAUGGUGUCUAUGGUUGUGCCAUAAUAUCAGUUCUGCGUGAAGCAGGUGUGUAAAUGUGUUUUGUGUUGCUCUUCAUUCCUUAAUGCUAUGAUGCAUUGUCAAGAAUUAUUAACAAAUGGUUCAACACCGAAAUUUUGUCUUUCAGGGAAUUCUGUUACAUUUGAUCAUAAACAUGUGUAAGGCAUAAAAGUGGUGUCAUUUGGAAAAAAAAUAAGUAAAAUAAGUAAAAUAGCUGGAAAAUGGAUAAAUAGUAUCAUUAAAUUAAAAUAUUUAUGCAAUUAAAUUAUAUGUUAUGGAAUGUACAUAUUUGUCCCAUCACCAAAGUUCACUGUUAUGCAUGCUCUCAAUCUCUAUAUUAUAUUAUAUUUUAGUUAUAUUUUGCAGGGUUUUUCUUGUUAAACUAAUAAAUUAUACGUGAAAACA
This is a messenger RNA of Paramisgurnus dabryanus, 2520 nucleotides long. It is a transcript of the gene bscl2, whose product is annotated as BSCL2 lipid droplet biogenesis associated, seipin. The record is from RefSeq and is a predicted model, not a curated record. Gene Ontology annotation, biological process: lipid storage; lipid droplet organization. Gene Ontology annotation, cellular component: endoplasmic reticulum membrane. NCBI's taxonomy places the organism in Eukaryota, Metazoa, Chordata, Actinopteri, Cypriniformes, Cobitidae.